AACUAUUCCGUCUUAGUGCUGCACCGCUUGUAAAGCCUCCUGCCCUACAACAACACGAUAUUUCUUGCGGAGCUUUUUUACUGAGCAGACGGGCCUUUAUUCUACGCCUUCAGCUUGUAUAUCAUUUCUACAUAUACGCCGAUGCGCAGCCCUUGGCGAGACCGAUAACGGAAUUAUUUAAGGCUUUAGCACACUACUAAUUGCAGCAAUAUGGCGGUGGCCCAGCGCCCCGAGAAAACCCAAUGGAACAACAUGAUUGCUGGGGGUGUGGCGGGCUCGGUGGCGGUGCUUUUCCUCCAUCCUUUCGACGUCAUCAAAACUCGCUUGCAAGUGCAAGAUGGAGCAGCAUUAAUGGGCACACAGUACAAGAACGCGUUCGAUGCAGCACGGAGCCUUAUGGCGCAAGAAGGCUGGAAGUCCUUCUAUAAAGGGCUGACGCCGGCGCUCAUCGGUUCAGGCGUGUCCUGGGCCGCCUACUUCGCGAUCUACGAGGCGGUGAAGGCGUGGCACUGCCGCUGGCAGGGGCGGGAGCGGCUCAGCCCAGGCUGGAACAUGGCCAGCGCGGCGCAGGCGGGGGCCAUGGUCUGCCUGCUUACCAACCCCAUCUGGCUCGUGAAGACGCGGCUGCAGCUGCAGCGCAUGCCGCUAGCAGGAGCCGGUACGGCAGCAGCGGCAGCAGCAGCGGCAGCGGGUACGGCAGGGCGGCAGGUGCUGCCGUACAGCGGGUUCCUGGACGCCAUGAUCCGCAUCGGGCGGGAGGAGGGGCUGCGGGGGUACUACAAGGGGCUGGGGCCCUCGCUGUUCCUGCAAACCCUGCAUGGUGCCGUACAAUUCGCGGUGUACGACGAACUCAAGUUCUUCGCCUCCCGCUUCGGUCGCGGCGCUGAGGAGUCGGACCGGCAGCUGAGCAGCGGCGAGUUGAGCCUCUUCGCCGCCUCCUCCAAGCUAACCGCCAGCGUCACCACCUACCCCUCGCAGGUAAUCCGUGCCCGGCUGCAGCAGCGCAUGGAUGUGGACCGAGCCCUCGUCUACCGCUCCACGGCACAGGCGGUCCAGCUGACCUGGCAGCGGGAGGGGUUGCGGGGCUUCUACAAGGGGCUGGGCCCCGCACUGCUCCGGGUGAUGCCUCAGAGCGCCGUGACGCUGCUGGUGUACGAACAUGUGCUGCGGUGGCUGGAUGCGGCGGGGGAGGAGCGGGUGAGGAAGGAGGCGGAGAGGAAGGAGGCGGCGGAGAGGGAGCGGCAAGGGGGAGCGGGAAUGGGGGCGGGGAAUGGGAUGGGGAGUAAUGGGGCGGAGGUGGCGGCGGUGGCGGCACCGGCGAAGGAGCUGUAGUAGGGAGGGGAGUAUUUUGGGGUCGGAAUGCCGUGUUUGCUGCUGUUAUGUGCAUGCGUAUGUGUAUGUGUAUGUGUGUCACAAUAGGAGAUAUGUUAUACCGAAUGUACGGUAGUGUACGGCUGGCCGCCGUUACAUUCGGUACAAAGCAGUAUCUUGGGCGCGCCCUCUUGCUGAACCCCCCCUUCGUGACAGCGCCGCUGUUAUUGGGCAUUAUGGCACAGGUUUGGUGUUAUGGACGGCGGUAGUUGUGCUUGGCGUUUCGGCCGGUGGUUGGGUGGUCGGUGUUGUUUCGGGUACGGAGACUGCAGAUGGCGGUGAGUCAACCGUCGUGCGUUGUUGAGAACUGGAUUUACGCGGAUUCACGUACACGGACCAUAAACACGUCAGCAAGAAGGCUGAACUGCAGUGGUGCAGGGUGGCGUCCAACUCACGGUUUGCGAUGCCGACGAGGCGCCGAACGCACAGUGGUAUUGUUGCGGGAGCUGUCAGCGAACCCCUUCGUGGUACCCAACGCAUGCUUCCGUCGUAUGGCUUGCGCAAGUAGGCGUUCAGGUGGUAGGGGGAUGACCCACUGAUGACCCACUGGGUGUGCGCGAUUGCCUGUUCACCUUUGUGGAGCAGGUGCAUUCGGUGCAUGGGAUGUGGUAACUAUCACCCGCAUUACGGACCGCUUUGCAUAUAGGCAGGUAGGACACGGUAACUAAGUAACAGAGAAGCGGUGAUUCGGCUAGGGGGGUUUCCGCUAAAGGUUUGAUGGCUGUUGUUUUGGAUGAUGUUGGAUAUGGUUGGCUGUUACCCAGAGACCCAUGGGUCGGCAUAUCACUAUCGGCUAUACGUCGCCUUGGGUGAGAUCGAGAUCUCGUUUGGAUUUGUUUGGAUUUAAUGUCGUGUUUAUGGCGUAUUGCUGUGCGCUAUGUGAAUGGCGUGUUUGCUUACCCUGUCAGCUAGCUGCUGCUCGAUAACCCUACCCAACCAUGAGGUGGGUAAAGAGGGGAGCGAGAAACAAACAGGGUGUCUCUAGCUUCGUCUUCUCCGCAUCUAUGGAAACUGUAUUGGGAGCUUCGCGACAGAAUCAAUAAUGUUGUCCAAUGAAGAGCACUGGUAUCCUACAUGGUUUCGUUGGCACCGUUCUUGCCGGAGAAGGUCGGAAAGUAGUGUUCAUGUGUGCCGUUCCACCCACUUUCCCUCGAGUAAUAAAUAUAAAGCUUGACGACAC
Messenger RNA from Astrephomene gubernaculifera, 2551 nucleotides. Lineage: Eukaryota; Viridiplantae; Chlorophyta; Chlorophyceae; Chlamydomonadales; Astrephomenaceae. The record is from the annotation of a GenBank genome assembly.